This is a messenger RNA of Fusarium fujikuroi IMI 58289, 312 nucleotides long. RefSeq lists its product as uncharacterized. The transcript is spliced from 3 exons. The record is from RefSeq and is a predicted model, not a curated record. Bases 1 to 312 code for a protein of 103 amino acids. NCBI's taxonomy places the organism in Eukaryota, Fungi, Ascomycota, Sordariomycetes, Hypocreales, Nectriaceae.
AUGGAUAUGAGAGCAUUGCCUGUCGCAAUGGUUGGAUCUGCAGGUCGCUCGGUGUGGACAGAUGUCGCAGAUGCGUUGGCGUACCAAGGAAAAGGAUUGAUAAAAGUCCCUUCCUAUAACCGAGGGCGAACGAAGAUCGGGUUGCAUUCCCCAUUCAAGGCCCCUGUCGCUGCCGGUCAAAGCAAGGUCCCCAGAUCCAUGCAAUUCAUGUCUGCAUGCAUCCAUCUCUCAAUCGGGCAACUUAACUUAGAUGCUGGGGAGCCGGGCAAUGGUACUCCUGAACGCGAGCAAGGACAAGGGCUUCGGCGCUGA